AUGGUUUCCAAGACUUUCAUGAUCGCGGCGAUGAUCGCCUACGUCGAGGCCCGUUUCGGUCAGGAGCAAGUCCCUAUCAAUGCUAUCAGCAGUGUUCAGGGUGGUGACGCUGGUGCUGCUUCUACUAUUGCUGGUGCGGCCAUCUCUGACCUGCUUGGUGGAGCAAACUCUUGCGACAAGCUCGUCCGUGCUGACCAGAUCUUCACUGAACUCGGUGGAGGUGCCGAUGCCCUUACUGCCGCUAUUGGCAUGGUUACCGCAGAGAAGAACACCAACCCCUUCGCUGGCGGUAACGCCCAGAACGUCUGUGGCGAUGCCUCGCUCCCUGUCACUCCUGAGCUUCGUGGUAUUACCCCUCUCAUCGACCCUGAUGUUGAUGUCAACGGUGAUGCUGCGGCCCUUAGCCAGAGCAGUGCUGCUUCUCCUCUUGCUGCCGAUGGCCUGAGUGUCUUUGAUCUUAUGGACCAGGCUGGUCUUGGUGACCUCGUUGUCAGCCAGGCUUCUGCCGGUGGCGCUGCUACGGGAGGUGCUGCUCAAGGUGGAAACCAGGCAGCUGCUGGUAACGGCAAUGCUGGUAACGCUGCUAACAACGGCAACGCAAACAACAACCAGCAACAGCAAGGUUCCGCCGCUGGUAACGCUACUGACAGUGCUGGUAACGAUGCCGCUGCUGGUAAUAACAAUGCCAACAACGACAACAACAACCAAAAUGCCAAUGCUGGUAACAACAACAAUGCUAACGCUGGUAACAACAACAACAACAAUGCCAAUAACAACGGCAAUGCUGGCAAUGACAACGCAACCAACGACCAAAACGACAACCAAAACAACAACAACAACAACAACAACAACCAGCAAAACGGCAACAACAACGCCGGUAACAACGCCAACAACCAGAACAACAACCAGCAAGAUGCCGCAGCAGGAAACGGUAACAACAAUGCCAACGCCGGUGCUGAUGCUGGCAACGCAGCUGGAGGAGCAGCCGGAGCUGGAGGUGAAGAUUUCGGCCUCUGCACACCUACCAUAACCUUCCAAGGCGGCGAGAAUGGUCGUGCAGCUGACGAAUUCACCUUCCAGAUCGCUGACCCCCUAGCUCGCGGCGGUCAAGGAGAAGCCCUGAAUCCCGACAUCAUCACCAACGCCCUUUGCAACCAACUGACCAAUGUCUGCGAGGCAAACGACGCUGCUGUCGCCACAUGUGAAAGUGCUGCUGCCGCUGUUAAGGGUGGAGAUAGGAACAAGGCUUUGGCGGAUCAGUUCAACAGCCUCGUUGGAUUCCCAGGUGCAGUCACAAACCCUGAUGGUGGGCCUGAGGAUGUUGCUGCUGCCGGUGCGGGUGCUGCUAAGUCGAGGAAGAUGCGCAGGGGACUCAGGAUGUAA
Alternaria burnsii is the source of this 1383-nucleotide messenger RNA. RefSeq lists its product as uncharacterized. The coding region runs from base 1 to 1383 and encodes 460 amino acids. The record is from RefSeq and is a predicted model, not a curated record. NCBI's taxonomy places the organism in Eukaryota, Fungi, Ascomycota, Dothideomycetes, Pleosporales, Pleosporaceae. The transcript has 2 exons.